CUGAACACAUAGAGCCACUUUUAACAGCCUGCUGAGCAAUGGGGACACCUGUCAAGAUUUUAGUUGUCCUAUUCUCUGUAAUUGUCCUACUAGCUGUUGCUCAAAGCUCUUAUCUUCCACCCUGUGAGCCAGUUAAUGAGACUGUCGCUGUGGAAAAGGAGGGCUGUCCAAAAUGUCUGGUGUUACAGACCACCAUCUGCAGCGGUCACUGCCUGACAAAGGAGCCUGUAUACAAGAGCCCAUUUUCCACUGUCUACCAACAUGUGUGCACUUACCGGGACGUGCGCUACGAGACUGUCCGCUUGCCAGACUGUCCUCCAGGGGUGGACCCCCACAUCACCUACCCUGUGGCUCUCAGCUGCGACUGCAGCCUGUGCACUAUGGACACAUCUGACUGUACGAUUGAAAGUCUGCAGCCUGACUUUUGCAUGUCUCAGAGAGAGGAUUUCCUUGUAUACUAGCCCCAGACUACUAUUCUGUUUAGCACAUCAAACCAAAGUGUACACAACUAAUAAACUCUAACUCUAAAUCAA
Messenger RNA from Carassius auratus (goldfish), 533 nucleotides. RefSeq names its product luteinizing hormone subunit beta (gene lhb). The transcript is spliced from 3 exons. Gene Ontology annotation, molecular function: hormone activity. NCBI's taxonomy places the organism in Eukaryota, Metazoa, Chordata, Actinopteri, Cypriniformes, Cyprinidae. Bases 39 to 461 code for a protein of 140 amino acids. Gene Ontology annotation, biological process: G protein-coupled receptor signaling pathway. The record is from RefSeq and is a predicted model, not a curated record. Gene Ontology annotation, cellular component: extracellular region; cytoplasm.